AUUCAUAAGCCUUAUGGACAAUCCUAUUGAUCAGACCCAACGUGAUGAUGGUGAUGAAGUAAUGGAAAGUGAGCAGGAUCGCCAACAUUUUGAUAAAGAAUUUAUGAAAGCUUAUAUUGAAGAUCUCAAAGAAAGAGAAUCUGUCCCCAGCUACACCACCAAAGUAUCUUUCAGUCUUCAGCUUUGAUGCCAUCCAUCAGAAGCCUGCAAACUGUCCCUAUCUUGUGGAUCUUUAAAUCGUGUGUAUAGGUCAUGUGAUCUAGGAAUCAUAGGUUAAACUUAAGAGUCUAGAAACCAUUGUCAUAGUUAUUAAGAAAAAUAAUCUUCAAAUUUCAAAUAUAUGAAUAUCUCUUAACAUGGGGUUGGAAACUGAUAAAUUAGUUUAUAUAUUGAUGUUUACAAGUCCAUUUGCAUAUGCUUGUUUUCAAAUAAUGCACAUUGAUAUUUUAGAAAAUGCAUUCUUUUAAAAAAUUAUAACUUAAUGACUAAAUUCUGAAAUUGAGUGCACUUAUUUUCAGGAAUUAAGGGCUAAAGGCUUGUGAAAAGACCAUUUAUAGUCCUCUAGUCCGAGGAGAGUUUUAUUGUUAUUUUGAAAGUGUUUUAAUGAACUCUUUCUUUCAUUGAGAGUAAUGUUCCUUCAUACAAAAUGCUGUUUCCACAUGCUUUAAAGCAUAAUUUGGCAAGUAUGUUUUAAGUAUAUUUUGGCUCUCAGGAGAGACUUAAGGUGUAAUUUGGGCCUAGAGGGUAGGGAGAGGGGGUGGAUUAUCUGUCUGGGCGUUGGGCACAAGAAGUGUGGGCCUGGUUCAUCAUGGAAGCCUUGAAGAGCCUACAUGGAUAGCCAUCCUGUCCUGAGACCUUCCCCAGAACAAAGAGCAGAGGCAAAGUCCUCAGGGCUCUUUCCUUCGAGGUGGCCACAUAGAGGAAGGGAGCUGACCAGUCCACACUGACCAUCCCUAGCAAGACUGUCAUGGGCACUGCAGGAGAGCUCUGCCCAUAGCAAUGAUGCUGCAGUUCAGAGGGUGCCGGGGAAUCCUGUCUUUACAUUGACAAAGAGGGAAUUCAUUAGAGGGCUUUGGGUUCCUCACAUCACAUGAUUUGAAGAAACUGUAGGAAGUUUCGAUUUUUAUAUCAUUCUCUUAGGCUGAAACAAACAGGAUGUGGCUGAUUGUCUUGAUGUUAAACGUAAGUAGCUUUUGUAAUUAAGAAGGAAAGUAUGCAUAUUGUCAACUGUUUGUAUAUGAGUCAACUCCUCCAUGGUCUAGCCUGGUGCUGCCUGAUAGAGCUUUCUGCAAAGAUGGAAAUGGCCUGUGUCUGUGUUGUCCAAUCCCACACAUGUGGUCCUUGAGCACUUGAACAGUGAGUGACUGGUGUGACUCAAGAACUACAUUUUAGAUGUAAUUCAAUUUAAAUAGCCACAAGUGGCUACUAUACUGGACAGCAAGGUCUAGCCAGUUGGGAUUUUGGAGAAAGACUUUUUGGGCAGAAAUGAAGAAUGAGUGAUUUUAAUUUUCUCUUAGCUGAAGAACUAAUCUGUUCUCAGAGGCAUUAAACAAAAAAGGUUGCUAUAGAAACCUUGAUAUUUUGUCCAAUCGAUGUUUUGAAUAAGUCUACACAUCUUUAGAUGUAAACCAGGCAGAGAAUUCUCAAACCACAAGGUAAUGUUUCAGUAGAGGAUUGCUUCAACUUAAAAACAAAUUCUGAAAAGUAGGUGAAAAGAUGAAGAGAGUAGGAAAAUGAGAAAUCACUUAAAAAAACCUUACAUAAUUUUCUCCUCAUUCUUCUCCUGCUCCUGCUCCUCCUCCUCCUUCUGUUGGUUUUUGGGAACGGUCUUGCUUUGUAGGCCAAGCUGGCCUGGCAGCUGUGACCAUUCUGCCUCAGCUUCUCUAGUCUGGGAUUACAAGCAUGCCAGCAGCUAUAUUUUUCUUUUUAACACUUAAAAAUAUAUUUUAAAUUUAUUAGUUGUAUUGCUUGAGUGAUUUUGGAAUUUUAUUUCACGUCCCCAAGUAUGUUAUAUACAGCCAUAUGAAAACUAUGUGUGAAAAGGGGGCAAGUGGGGACUGUCACACAAAUAAGACUGUCCAUAGCUUAUGUAAAUUUUCUUUCAAUAAACCAGUCUUUUGUGUAAAAACCUUGCCUCAGGUGUCAUGUAUAAAUAAAGAAAACACGCUUUAUUGAUAUAUAGUUAUUUCAUGUUAUAUAAUAUUCUAAAACAAGUAUAUUAUUUGAAUAUGUUUUUAGAUCUAGUGUUUAACUUAUUCAUAUAAAUAUAAAAAUUCAGAAAAUUCUAAAGGUAGAAUAUGCAUCUUAGUGGAAAUAUCUUAGAAACUUGAAAAAAAAAUUUUUGUUUUGGUGGUACUGGGCCACCAAAAACCUGGUGGCCUUCACCUUGAGCCACUCCAACAGCCCUAU
This is a messenger RNA of Castor canadensis (American beaver), 2409 nucleotides long. NCBI's taxonomy places the organism in Eukaryota, Metazoa, Chordata, Mammalia, Rodentia, Castoridae. The record is from RefSeq and is a predicted model, not a curated record.